Messenger RNA from Astyanax mexicanus (Mexican tetra), 804 nucleotides. RefSeq lists its product as uncharacterized. NCBI's taxonomy places the organism in Eukaryota, Metazoa, Chordata, Actinopteri, Characiformes, Acestrorhamphidae. The record is from RefSeq and is a predicted model, not a curated record. The transcript is spliced from 2 exons. The coding region runs from base 88 to 804 and encodes 238 amino acids.
UCAGACCUCUGCUCUUACCAAUCUCUCCUAUCCCGAUUUUCAACAGAGGUUUCAUCCCGCAUCUCAGCAUGUCUCAAUGAUGUCUCGAUGUGGAUGAGUUCUCAUCACCUAAAACUCAACCCCAGCAAGACUGACCUUCUGUUCAUCCCAGGAACUACAAGCCCUCACAACAAUCUCUCCAUCUCUUUCGACAACUCACUGGUCACUCCAUCGGCAGAAGCAAGAAGCCUCGGUGUAGUAAUGGAUGACCAGUUAUCAUUCUCGAGCCAUAUUGCAAAUCUGUCUCGGUGCUGCAGAUUUCUCCUGUACAACAUCCGAAGAAUUCGACCGUUUCUGUCUCAGGAUGCCACUCAGGUGCUUGUGCAGUCUCUUGUCAUCUCAAGACUUGACUACUGCAACUCUCUACUGGCUGGUCUUCCACUGCGAGCCACCAAACCACUACAGUUAAUUCAGAACGCGGCAGCACGACUCGUCUUCAAUCUUCCGAAGUUCAGUCAUGUGACUCCUUUGCUGCGUUCCCUCCACUGGCUUCCUGUUGCCGCCCGCAUCCGAUUCAAAACCCUGACGCUGGCGUACAAGGCAAAAAACGGACCAGCACCUUCAUACCUGAUGGCGGUGGUCAAAGCCAGAUCUGCACCAAGAGCUCUUAGAGCUUCCAGUACGGCUCGGCUCGAACCUCCAUCACUCAAAACACAAAGAAAACAGACAUCCAGACUCUUCUCUGUGCUGCACCAAGGUGGUGGACUGAACUUCCACUGGAUGUCAGAACAGCAGAGUCACUCACGGUCUUCAAACGUCGACUGA